AUGAUCGGUCAGAAGCUCAUCACCUCUGAAGAAACCGGUAUUGGCUGUGUUGCCGCGGAACGCGAUGACAUCAUCCAAACGCGGAAGUGGGAUGUUACAGUUACAGUUACAGUUAAAGUAAAAACAACACGAAAUCAAGUCAUCUUGUUAUCAUCCAUGGAUCAAAAACAACAAAGCACCCUUGCCAGAUAUCUGGAUGGAGAAUUCUGGGAGAUUAAAGAUGCUUUUCGGGACGCGAUUUCAAAGUGUGAUCUGUUUCAGUCCAGCAGUUAUGAACUGACUCUGGAUCAGAGCAGAGACCUGACCGCAGAGAGACUCUAUCACAUCUUAAGACUGCCUUUCAUGAGAGAACACCUUCAAAACCAGCUAAAAGAGAAGCAAAGUGGCUUCAUUAACAAGAGCUGGGGCAUCACCGAGGUCAUCUGCUCCGCUGACAUGGCCACGGGAGUCAAGCUCGGUGUUGUGUGUGGACUGUAUGGAGGUGCUGUCAAUAAUCUAGGCAGUCCAGAGCAGAAGAAGAAGUGGUACCUGCCUGUAUCAGAGCUACAGUUUACAGGGAUGUUUGCAAUGACCGAGAGGGGCCACGGUAGCAACGUUCGAGGCAUUAUCACUGAGGCCCGAUACGAUCAAUACACACGGGAGUUUAUUAUUCACACACCUUCCGAGGAUGCUCAGAAAAUGUACAUCGGGAACGCAAUGAAAGGAAACUAUGCUGCUGUAUUUGCUCAGCUCAUUAUAAAUGGAGAAUCUCAGGGUCCCCACUGUUUCAUUGUGCCGAUCCGUGAUCAGAAUGGAGUCGUGUGGCCGGGAGUGACGACCAUUGACAUGAAGCACAAGGAGGGUCUGAAUGGGGUUGACAAUGGCAUUUUGAUAUUUAAUAACGUACGGAUACCACGGGAAAAUCUGCUGGGAAAGUUUGGUUCUGUGUCAGCUGAGGGUUUGUACUCGUCUCCUGUCGUCAGUAAAAGCAGGCGCUUCAAUGCAAUGCUCGCUGCCCUGACACCCACCCGUCUGGGUCUCACCGUACAGGCCAUGGCAGCCAUGAAGUUGGGGCUUGUCAUCGCAGUACGCUACAGCCACAGUCGCAGACAGUUCGGUCCGAAAGACCGGGAAGAGGUAAAGAUCAUCGAGCACCAGACGCAGUCUCUGAGACUGAUGCCACAUCUCGCUGCCGCCCUCGCUCUCACCUUCACCACAAGAUACGCAGCAGGCUUGAUGGAUGAUGCGUUGUGUCAGGGUCAGGACCUUCAAAGCAAUCGCGCUCUGCAAGCUCUCGUCGCAGGACUCAAAGCCUACAGCACGUGGGAGAACCUCGUGUGUCUGCAAGACUGCCGUGAGUGUACUGGCGGCAUGGGCUUUAUGAUGGAAAACCGUAUUCCGUCUCUGAAGUGUGAUUCCGACGUCUUUGUCACAUUUGAGGGUGACAACAUGGUCAUGCUUCAGGUGGUGGUACGAGAGCUGCUAACCCAGCACACCAAACAGAUGGGGAACAACCUGGUGAUGGGACUGAUUAGAAACUGGACCAGCUCAGUGUCAGACAGCCUUAGAACCAGCUUUCUUGGCUUCGGUGUGGACAAAGUAGGAGACCUAAUGUUCCUGCUGAAAGCGGUGAGCUACAGGGAAAGGGUGUUACAGCGCACUCUAGCAAGUCGACUUUACACAAAGAUAGAGAAAAACAAAGAUGAGUUUUUUAUGGCCUGGAACGCUUGUUUACAUCACGUGAUCACUUUGGCAAUGGCACACAUACACAAAGUGACCUUGGAGCAGUUUGCUCUCGCCAUUCAAGAGUGCCAUAUCAAAGAGGACCAUGCCUUGCUUACCAAGUUCUGCCUUCUUCACGGCACUAGUCUGGUGUACCAGGAGAGAGCGUGGUAUCUUGAGCACAACUACCUGACCGCAGGCACCAGCCGGCAGAUCCGCAGCCAGCUUUUGGAGCUGUGCAGAUCAGUGAAGGAUGAUGCGCUGAAGGUGGUCGAUGACUUCAACAUCCCGUCCUGCUGCAUCCAGGCUCCUAUCGCUGGGGUCCCAAACCCCAGGGCCGAAUGGGCCUUCUACUCGCAGCCACAGUAUCUGUCUAAGCUCUGAGCACGCGUGACCCUGGCUUUAUGAGGAUAUGGAAGACGAUUGAGUGAUUUCAGAUAGCUGGCCUGAUCAGUUUGGAACAGUUUUGCAUGUUUGGGUGAGAGAGGAAACGACUAAUUGGAGUUGGUCAAUGCACAGGAAGUUUUGUGAUUAAGCAUCAUGUUUUCGCCAAAAAAGAAUGGAAUAACUUUCUUCUAAUGGCCAAGGCCUCGACGACACUACCUUUUCUCGUCCUUUUAAUAAUGUGUGCACAUGGAAAAGGGAAUUUCAGUUAUACGAGUUGCACAUUGUCUUACAGUUUUUUAACACUUCAGUGAUUUUAGCCUAAUCGAUUUCAAAUAGGAAGUAGGGAUAA
Molecule: messenger RNA, 2437 nt
Organism: Rhinichthys klamathensis goyatoka
Lineage: Eukaryota; Metazoa; Chordata; Actinopteri; Cypriniformes; Leuciscidae
Gene: acoxl
Product: acyl-CoA oxidase-like
Exons: 20
Coding region: 1-2085 (694 amino acids)
Biological process (GO): fatty acid beta-oxidation using acyl-CoA oxidase; lipid homeostasis
Cellular component (GO): peroxisome
Molecular function (GO): acyl-CoA oxidase activity; FAD binding; fatty acid binding
Source: RefSeq, a predicted model, not a curated record